Batrachochytrium dendrobatidis JAM81 is the source of this 603-nucleotide messenger RNA. RefSeq lists its product as uncharacterized. The transcript is spliced from 2 exons. The record is from RefSeq and is a predicted model, not a curated record. Bases 1 to 603 code for a protein of 200 amino acids. Lineage: Eukaryota; Fungi; Chytridiomycota; Chytridiomycetes; Rhizophydiales.
AUGCUUUUGGAGAAGAAGAAUGAAGAGUAUCGAAGAAUACAGUUGAAGCAAGUAAGCCGGCCACAAAGCACAGCAUCACAACCAAAAAGCAACACUACGUAUAUUAUUGGCUCUCAAAAUUCCACUAGACCAGUGAGUGCCUCGUCAGUGGUACUUCUUCGUCCUAAAAGCUCAUUAGCAAGAGCAAUCACACCGAUAGAUAACAAGCACUGGACUCUGAAAACACACGGCAACAAUCAUGAUUUAUCCCGAUCGUCAUCGCGCGCGUCAACAGCCAUUGCAUCCAAGUAUACAAGACUAUCGGAUCAAACUGAAGAACAACUAGCGAUUGUCAACUCACAACUGUAUGAUACUCACCACCCACCUCUUGAGCUCAAGAGGUAUUUUCGCGAAGAUGAAUUGGAGACGAUUGAGCUGUUGAACGAGGACACUGCCAGUGUGAAAGACGCACGACCUGGCUCGACACGACAUGAAGGCACAAGUGACUAUGGUUUAAAGUGUACUGACGAAGCAAGGCUUUCCUCGACUCCUUGUUUUAAAAGGUCAAGUCGCCCCACAACUGCAUCCAGCUACACUCACUCUGUGCAAUGGCAGCUCAAGUGA